This is a messenger RNA of Cyclocybe aegerita, 861 nucleotides long. Lineage: Eukaryota; Fungi; Basidiomycota; Agaricomycetes; Agaricales; Hemipholiotaceae. The record is from the annotation of a GenBank genome assembly.
AUGUUUUCCUCUAGCCCAAUCUACUAUCCGUCGACCCCAUCGACCCUUCGGAAUCCACUUCAAUACCGGCCGUUGAACUCAUCACCACUCGCAGAGUCGCCAGGGAAGUCUUCUCCAGUGGCAGCUGCACAAGCGCGCCGUCGCUCUCAAUACAAGGCCCACGCGCCGACGACUCCGUCACAAUCGCGUACCUCUACUGGGUCGCGAAACGGAGAUCGGAGGGUUGACCUCGCUAGCUACUCGGGAGGGUCGGAAGAAGACUCGCAGAAAGCUUUCCUGAGAGGCCGGUUCAAAGCCCGGUGUUUCGAACGAGCAGUGAAGGCUAGAGACAAGGCUAUCAGCAAAAAGAGGCACAGUGAACCCAGUAGCGAUGACUACUCCAUGGACGCCGACGAGGAAGAGGAUGAUGAGACCAUCAUGCAGGACGAGCUUUUCCGAAGAAUCAUGGCGAACGCCAGUAGAAAAGUUCGUCACGAGUAUCGCUUGUCCUAUGCCCAGGAAGUUGGCUCUUCUUUUGACCCGGACAUGGAAGAUAUCAAUUCUUGGGAGCGAGAGUUAACGGCUUCCACCUCCGCCAAUCCCCAUGGCGCUUCGUCGGGCAUGACUUCGACCUCGACUUCGGGUGAUGCCUUUUGGAACCCAUUCGAGGAAGAGGAAGAGCUUACGCCUGCGGACCUUGACGACGAGGAGCUAGAGGUGUAUGCUGAAGAAGCUGCGCAGAGAGCAGCCCUGGCCGACUUUGAAGAUAUCCCAGAGGAUGAACUGUUCAGCGCCAGUUGGAGCGACGGCGAAGACUUGGGCAGUUCAACCCCGGAGGCGACCAUCCGCCUACCACAAGACACGGACAUGGACAUGUCAUAG